CUCAGCUUCUCUGCGACCAACAUGUCUGUAAAACUCGUCCUCCUGGCCGCCCUCGCGGCUCUGGCCUCCGCCGUCCCCCGUCCCGACUCUCCUCCCGUCUACCACGCUCCUCACCCGACCUACAAGCAGCCAGGAAUGCCCUUCGACUUCAGCUACGCCGUCAGGGACCCUUACUCGGGCAACGACUACGCCCACGCCCAGACCAGCGACGGUCACGUCACCUCCGGAUCCUACAGCGUGGCUCUUCCCGACGGCCGAACCGAGAUCGUCGAAUUCACCGCCGAUCACGACAACGGCUACGUCGCCAACGUCGCCUACGAGGGAGAGGCCUCAUACCCCGCCCCCGCCCCCUACCACCCCACUCCCUCCUACCAUGCCCCCGCCCCCUCCUACCCUCCUCCCCCACCCCACCCACAUAGGAAGGAGUUUCCAAGCUCAAGCCAACGUCGAAGCUCUCACAAAAGUCACGAGGCAAGCAAAGGUGCUUCCAAACAGACUUGCCUCAUUGCCUCCAGCGGGAAGUCCCUUGCAUUGCAGAUAAGAACUUCUCAUAUCAAAUUUUCUCAAAUUACCUCGACACCAAAUAGCAUGCAGUUACUCAUACCCGAUGCCUCUGACUCGACCUUGGCUUGCUGA
Molecule: messenger RNA, 636 nt
Organism: Penaeus vannamei (Pacific white shrimp)
Lineage: Eukaryota; Metazoa; Arthropoda; Malacostraca; Decapoda; Penaeidae
Source: RefSeq, a predicted model, not a curated record